UAUAUACAAAGAUAUAUACAAAGAAUAUAUACAAAGAAAUAUACAAAGAAAGGCAUGAAUUAUUCUCAAGAAGAAAUUGAAAAAAAACGUUUAUUAGCUAUACAACGUAAAAAACAAGCUCAAUUAAAAAACAGUUCAUUUAAUUCUACAAAUAUAGGAAAUAAUAUUUCUUCUAAUGACAAUAUUUUAAUUAAUGAAAAUAAGUCAAAUAAUAGCACAAAAGUUUUGGGAUAUGGACAAUCAAAAUAUAUUAAUUUCAAAAUAAAAUUUGGAAGUAAUUCUGAUAAAAAUAAUGCAAAAUUCAAUAAACAAAAAGAACGUUUUAAUCCUAUAUCAGCCCAAAAUUUUUUUGGUCAAAAGUCUUCUAUUACAGGAAAAUGUUAUAUGAUAAGUGAUACAAGAUUUAUAUUAGAAAUUUCAUCAUAUUUUCCUCCACUUAUUGAAACAUUAAAAACAAUUUCAAGCAGAUCAUAUGAUAUGAAAACUAAAAAUUGGAGUUUUCAUUUGAAAGAUUAUGAAACAUUAAUGGAAAAAAUUAUUAAUUUCAAAUCUAAUGUACAAAUUACAGGAUUACCAAAAAUAGUUCUUCAGAUAUUUAGAAAAAAUGAUACUUCAAUAAAUACAAUUGAAAAUAUUGAUCUAUCAGAUAUUGAUCCUAAAUUAUUAGAAAAUAUAAUGCCAUUUCAACGAGAAGGAAUAUGUUAUGGAAUAUCUAAAGGAGGUCGUUGUAUGAUUGCUGAUGAUAUGGGUUUAGGAAAAACUAUUCAAGCAUUAGGCAUUGCACAUUAUUUCAGAAAAAAUUGGCCUCUUCUUAUAAUUGUACCUUCUUCAAUGAGGUAUCAGUGGGCAGAAGCAAUAUAUACAUUUUUGCCAUCUGUACCUACACAUUAUAUUUAUCAAUUUACAAAUACAAAAGAUGUUAUUGAUGAUAGUAAAAUUGUUAUAACAACAUAUGAUCUCUUAGUACGAGCUGUAGAUACAUUUCAAUGCAAAAUUUUUGGUUUUGUUAUUUUGGAUGAAUCUCAUGUCUUAAAAAGUUCGAAAACUGCAAGAUUUAAGGCUGCACAGUGUAUAGUUUCGCAAGCACGUCAUGUUGUUUUGCUCUCAGGAACACCCGUGUUAUCAAGACCUAUAGAAUUGUAUUCUCAAAUAAAUCUUAUAAUGCCAAAUUUUAUGGGAUAUCAUGAAUAUGGAAUUCGAUAUUGCGCAGGAGAAAAAACUUCAUUUGGAUGGGAUUUUACAGGAUCAUCAAAUAUGCAAGAAUUGCACUUAUUAUUAAAACGCACUUGUAUAAUUCGUAGAUUAAAAAAUGAUAUUCUAAAUCAAUUACCAAUAAAAAAAAGAGAAGUUAUUCUACUAAAUCCAGAUUUAAUAAAAAUUGGUAAAGAAAUGUUAGAAAUAUCUAAAAAGCUAGAAAAAAAAGUUUUAAAUAAUUUAGAAAAACAUAAUACUCUUUUGCAAUAUUAUAAUGAAUCUAGUAUUGCUAAACAAAAGGCUAUAUGUGAUUAUGUUUCAAAGUUAUUUAUAAAUAAACAAAAAUGCAUUAUAUUUGCUCAUCAUCAUAAUAUUUUGAAUGCUAUUUGUGAAGUUGUGGAAUCUAUGAAUAUAAAAUUCAUUAGAAUUGAUGGGAAAACGAAUCCUGAACGUAGAAAAUAUGAAAUUGAUAAAUUUCAAAAUAAUGAUUCUUAUAUUGCGGCAGUAUUAUCAAUUACUGCAGCAAACGCCGGAAUUACACUCACAGCAGCACAACUCGUAAUUUUUGCAGAAUUGUUUUGGAAUCCUGGAAUUUUAUGUCAAGCAGAAGAUAGAGUACAUAGAAUUGGUCAAUAUAAAAAUGUUAUUAUUCAAUAUUUAGUUGCGAAACAUACAGCAGAUGAUUAUUUAUGGCCUUUAAUUCAGAAAAAAAUGAACGUAUUGAACGAAGUUGGACUGGAUCAAGAUUUUUCUUUGAAAAAUAUUGAUUAUACUACACAAGGAUUAAAUUCGAAACAAAAAACUUUAAAUUUUUUCAUUAAUAAUGAACAAUAUAAACAUGAAAUUAAUAAAAAAAUAGUACAAGAUAAUGAAAAUGCAACAAAAAAUAUAUCACAAAAUCAAUCUUCUAUAGAAGAAUUUAAAGAAUUACUUAAUAUGAAUGAAGAAGACUUUGAUUUUUGUGAUUGGGACAAUAUGGAAUGA
Molecule: messenger RNA, 2178 nt
Organism: Apis mellifera (honey bee)
Lineage: Eukaryota; Metazoa; Arthropoda; Insecta; Hymenoptera; Apidae
Gene: Marcal1
Product: SWI/SNF-related matrix-associated actin-dependent regulator of chromatin subfamily A-like protein 1
Exons: 12
Coding region: 55-2178 (707 amino acids)
Biological process (GO): DNA repair; replication fork processing
Cellular component (GO): nuclear replication fork
Molecular function (GO): ATP-dependent chromatin remodeler activity; ATP binding
Source: RefSeq, a predicted model, not a curated record